AUGCUCGGUAAACAGGUAGCAUUUUUGGGCACGGAAGGGAGGUAUAGCGCGAGUUAUCCGGCGUGGGACGGCGGGGAGGGGCUGCAGGCACAUACCCUGGGAAGUGAGCUUGAGCUGAAACUUGUUGUCACAGGCUCUGGAUAUGCUGAGGGGAGAGAGGGAGCGGAGGUUUUGAGACUGAGUGGCGGGGUUUGGGGUCGAGGAAGAGCUAUGGCAAUCCGUGUGCCGUCCAUGGCUGUAGCGAGUGCGCCCGCUGUGAGGGCAGGGUUGGUUCCGGAGCUCGUGAAUUCGGGGAGACUCGGGAGCUUCAAUGAUUUUUGUCGGAUGGCUUGGAGUGCGCGUGGGGCUCCAGCAGGCUUGAGGAUGAAUGCAGCUCGAAGAAGAGACGUGGUGGUCGUUGCGGUUGGAUUUACUGGAAGCGGAAGGAAAUCGAGAAGUGGUCAGCAAGCUCGCACAACACAGGUGACAGUAGAUGAGAAUAGCUACAAAAGUGAAGCUGACUUCACGCACACAAGGAGCUCCAACGAGGGCAUGGACGGCCUAGCCUCUCGUGAAGCUCAAGAAGAGGCUGAGUCCAGUAGAAUAAAUCGUAUUUGUGAUAAAUUAAUAGAUGUUUUUCUAGUGGAGAAGAACAAUCCGGAAGAGUGGCAUAUUUAUCUAGCUGUAAGUAAAGAAUGGCCGAAUAUUAGACCUCAUUUUUUCAGCCGCUGCAAAGUCCAGGCUGCUCAGACAGAAGAUCCUCAGAGAAGGACUAACCUGCUCAAACUUACGAGGCGUUUGAAGGAUUUGGAUGAAGAUAUGCAGCAGCACAAUAAACUUCUUGCUUUAAUUGAGGAGUCUCCUACGAAAUUAGAUGCCAUUGUAGCUCGCCAAAGAAAAGAUUUCACUGAUCAUUUCUUCGAGCACCUUCGAAUACUCAUUCAUUCAAGCUUUGAUGAUCAGAAUCGUAGGGAAGAACUGUCCGCUAUCGCGAAGAAGUGCGUGGCAACUGUUCAAGAGUACGACAAGAAUUCCAAGGACUUCAUGUCAUUAAGUGCAGCACAAAUGAAAUUUGAUGACAUCGUAAAAUCACCUUCUAUAGAAAUAGCAACUAAGAAAAUAGAGAAUCUUGCUAAAAAAGGCGAGCUGGAUUCUUCGCUUAUGCUUCUCUUGUCAAAGGCCUAUGCUGCAUCAAAGGAAUCUACUCUCAUGAAAGAGGAGGCUAAGGACGUCAUGCUCCAACUUUAUAAUGCUGCUAGAGGUAACAUGUCCCGCUUAGUGCCCAAAGAAGUUCGAAUAUUGCGUUACCUCCUUAGCAUCAAUGAUCUUGCUGAAAGAUCUGCAGAAAUGAGAAAUGCCUUUAUUCCUGGCCUUGAAAUGGAAGGAAAAGAUGUUGACCAACUUUACACGACCCCGGAGGCAUUGCUUAUGACUAUUCAGAAUCUUCUUGAUGCUGUCGAUACGAACAGAAAAGGUGCUUUAUUGAAAGAAGCUCGGAAGCUGAUCCAACCGAGUGUUUUAGGUCGGCUGAGAGCCAUAAAACAGGAGCUGGAGUCCCAAUACAUGUAAGAUAUUUAAGUGAACAUCGUGCAAGGGAUCGCAAAAAGAGACCCAUCUGAAAAAAAAAGGUUUCUGCCAAUCCCUCUCAGUAUGCGUCCAUUAUUUUCAGUGUGGAUGUUUCUAGAGUUGAUUUUUCAGAUGCGUAGAAAAGCAACAAAUUGUGAUUGAAGUCUGGUAAAUUAUGAGAUUAUUCAAACAUAUCUAAUUACUCGA
Molecule: messenger RNA, 1752 nt
Organism: Physcomitrium patens
Lineage: Eukaryota; Viridiplantae; Streptophyta; Bryopsida; Funariales; Funariaceae
Cellular component (GO): chloroplast envelope; chloroplast thylakoid membrane
Source: RefSeq, a predicted model, not a curated record